Molecule: messenger RNA, 2766 nt
Organism: Arabis nemorensis
Lineage: Eukaryota; Viridiplantae; Streptophyta; Magnoliopsida; Brassicales; Brassicaceae
Source: the annotation of a GenBank genome assembly
AUGGCUGGAAUUGGCAAGACCUAUCUCGCCGAGCAAUUGUCCAAGAAACUGAAGGCGCAGAUCACUCGUUACGUGUUUAUCAAGGCAAAUGGAUUAGAUAAGCUGGAACUCCAAAAGACACUUGUCCAAGGUUUACUUGUGAAUCAAGAUAUAAACUGCGGUAAUGGGAAUGCACUUGAGCUGUCGAAAGAUCGUCUUCUGAAGAACAAAGUUGCGGUUGUACUCGAUGACGUGAGUGACACGGAACAAGUAAAUGCGCUUCUUGGGAACUGUGAGUGGAUUAAGAAGGGAAGCAGAAUCGUCAUCACUACACGGGACAAGUCACUGCUCAAUGGACUUACCACCUGCGAUCUCUAUGAGGUCCCCAAGUUGAAUGACAAAGACAGCUUAGACCUCUUUACCACUCAAAUCUGUACUACUCUUGAAGGAAAAUUCAUGGAGCUGUCUAGAAAGUUCGUAGGUUAUACAGGAGGAAACCCAUUAGCUCUCAAGGAAUUUGGUGUGGAGCUUUACGGGAAAGACGAGGCUCACUGGGAAACAAGGCUUGGAACAUUGACACAACGUGUCGGAAAGGAGUUGAGAAACAGCUAUGAUAAACUAAACGAGCAGGAGAAGGAUGCGUUUCUUGAUAUAGCCUAUUUCUUCAGAUCCCAAGAUGAGAACUACAUCAGAAGUUUACUUGAUUCUUUUGACCCUGAAUCCACCGAAGCUGAAAAGGUUCUUAGAGGUCUCGCAGACAAGUUCUUGAUUAACAUAUGCAAUGGUCGAGUUGAGAUGCAAGAUCUACUCUUUACAAUGGCCAAGGAACUUGUUGAUGAAGCUACUCCAGGGAAAUACAAGCUAUUGACGUCGAACUGUGCAGAGUUUACUAGUGCGUUGGAAAAUAAAGAGGGAAGAGAAAAGGUUCGAGGAAUUUUUCUAGACGUGUCUAAAAUGGAGGAAAUGCCUUUAGACUACCAAGCCUUUGUCGGUAUGAGCAGCCUACUGUACCUGAAAGUCCACGAUCCUGACCAUAGUGAAGCUAAGUGCAAGUUAAACUUACCUGAUGGACUUGAAUUCCCAAAAGAUAAUAUUCUCCGAUAUCUCCAAUGGAUAAAAUUCCCAAGAAAGGAACUUCCAUCAGACUUCGAACCCAAGAAUCUUAUCGAUCUUAAGUUGCCUUAUAGCAAGAUUACCAGUGUAUGGAACCGUGCUCAGGUUUCUCCAAAUCUGAAGUGGGUUGAUCUGAGUUACUCGAGUAUGUUGACUUCCAUUUCAAGUCUAUCAGAUGCUCCAAAUCUUUUGAGAUUAAACCUUGAAGGCUGUAUAAGUUUGGAGGAGUUACCUAGAGAUUUGCAAAAGAUGAAGAAUCUCAUCUUCCUAAACCUAAGAGGAUGCACAAGCCUUUUGUCUCUGCCAAAGAUCACAAUGGAUUCCCUGAAGACUCUCAUACUCAGCGGCUGCAAAAAGCUUCAAACAUUUGAGGUGAUUUCAGAACAUAUAGAAACUCUCUACUUAAACGAUACUGCAAUAGAUGGACUUCCUCCAACCAUUGGUGAUCUCCACAAACUUAUCUUAUUAAAUUUGAAAGACUGCAAAAAUCUGGUGACUCUUCCUGAUUGUCUUGGAAAGCUUAAAUCUCUUCAAGAAAUCAAACUCUCUCGUUGUUCGGAGAUCAAGAUUUUCCCCAAGUUUACGGAGAACAUGGAGAAUUUGAGGCUUUUAUUGCUUGAUGGAACAUCAAUAACUGAGAUGCCAUGCAAUAUUAUCAACUUAUCUUUCCUACAAAGUAUAUGCUUAAGUAGGAAUGAUAACAUCAUUAGCCUACAAUUUGACAUGAGUCAACUGUUUCAUCUGAAGUGGCUCGAGUUAAAGUAUUGUAUGAAUCUUACAUCUCUUCCGAAGCUUCCACCGAAUCUCCAAUGCUUAAAUGCAUAUGGUUGUACUUCACUAAAAACAGUCGCCAGUCCACUUGCUCUUCUUACAUCAACUGAGCAGAUUCAAUCCACCUUCAUUUUCACUAACUGUCACGAACUCGAACAAGUCUCAAAGAAUGCUAUCAUAUCAUACGUUCAAAAGAAGAGCGAGUCGAUGUCAGAGGAUCGAUAUAAUAAGGAUUUCAUUUUCAAUUCCUUGAUCAGUACUUGCUUUCCUGGAUGUGACAUACCCACAUGGUUCAACCACCAAGCAUUUGGAUCAGUCUUAAAGUUGGAGUUUCCUCGAGAUUGGAAUGAAGGUAGAUUAAAUGGUAUAGCUCUAUGUGUUGUAGUCUCGUUUAAGGAUUAUAAAGACCAAAACAACGGUCUCCAAGUAAAAUGCACUUGUGAGUUCACUAGUGUAUCCUUGAGCCGGGAAAGCUUCAUUAUCGGUGGUUGGCCUGAACCAGGCGAUGAGCCACAUAAGAUUGAGUCGGACCAUGUCUUCAUUGGCUACACAACUUUCCUCAGUACCAAGAAACGUCAACAAUCUUCAGCAGCUACCGAAGUUUCCCUUGGAUUCGAAGUGACGACAAAUGGUACAUAUGAGGUUUUAGAAUGCAAAGUGAUGAAGUGUGGUUUCGCUUUGGUAUACGAGCCCGAUGAAGCUGAGAACAAAUCUUGGGAGGCAAACAUUGAUGCAACUCGGAAGAUGGAGAAUGUUAAGCAAGACCAAAUAAGCUCUCAUAAAAGUAUAGAAGAUGAUGAUGAUUGCCUGGGUGAAGCCAACUCUGGUAGAAUUUCAACAAUAGAAGAAUCGAAAAAAGAGAGGGGAUUCUUCAAAAGUUUUGGAAAAAGUUUUAGAGGAUGA